Messenger RNA from Vigna angularis (adzuki bean), 3010 nucleotides. RefSeq lists its product as uncharacterized. Bases 423 to 1220 code for a protein of 265 amino acids. NCBI's taxonomy places the organism in Eukaryota, Viridiplantae, Streptophyta, Magnoliopsida, Fabales, Fabaceae. The record is from RefSeq and is a predicted model, not a curated record. The transcript is spliced from 4 exons.
GGAUUGGGAGAAGUUUGUUCUGAGAUUGAGGGGUUCUUGUAGGGUUCGUGCAAAGGUCCAUGAAAUUCACAAAUUGGGGUUUUAGGGUUUAAUCGAAGUUGACGUUGACAGAGAGCGUGCUUUUGUCGUCGUGGUUGAAGUUGUGGGACCUUGUUCUGCUGGAAUCUCGAGUGGCCAGGCCAGUAUAAGUUUGGUUUUGUAUUGAUUAUUGAUUACAGAGGUCAUAUGUUGUGUUAUUUUUAUUGCGAUGUUGGGUUGUGGUCCCUGUGGUUAUUUUUUAUUGCGUUGUAGUGGUCCCCCCAUGUUUAAAUUUGUUUUUGUUUGUGUGUGUGAGUGUGUUUUGUUUAUGGUGUUAAUACAUGUUUUGUCGUGAUGUGAUUGCAUUAUAGGUGUGUAAAAACAUAUAUAUAUUGUUUUGCGUAAUGGACGACGAUAUUGAGGUUGUCUUUCACCAUGGAGGGAAAUUAGUUAAUGAUGGGAAGCUUAAGUAUGAAGGGGGGGAGACAUCUAGGUUUUUGUUUGACUCAGAUGUUUGGAGUUAUUUCGUGGUUGUUAGUGUAGUGAAAGGUUUGGGAUACGAUGGGUUUAAAGAUCUGUGGUACUCUAUAGGAGGGGCUUCAGUGUUGGAUGAUAAGUUAGAGUGUUUGUGUGAUGACACUGGUGCCAUGCAUAUGGUUAAUUUAGCUAGGCUGAAUGGUGAGGUGCAUGUGUUUGUGAUACACCCUGUUUCUGAACCCCAAGUCAUACAUAUGCUGGAAAAUGUUGGUCAUGAUGAAGGACAAGUUGAAGAAAUGACUGAUGUUGAUGGUGAACAGCAAGAGAUGAGUGAUGUUGAUGUUGAACAGCAAGAGAUGGUUGAUGGGCAAGUGGAAGUUCAAGCUGUUGUUGAGGAAGAGGUCCAUGGACUUGAUGAAGUUGGUGGUGUGUUGGAAGAGAUAAGUGACGUUGAUGGAGAAGUGGAAGUUCAGGCUGUUGUGGAGGAAGAGGUGCAUCAAGUUGAAGAAGUUGGUGGUGUGUUAGAAGGACAUAUGGGUGAUGUUGAUGGAGAAGUGAAAGUUGAUGCUGUUAUGGAGGAAGAGGUGCAUGAAGUUGAAGAAGUUCCUGGUGUGUUAGAAGAAAUGGGUGAUGUUGAUGGAGAAGUGGAAGUUGAGGCUGUUGUGGAGGAAGAGGUGCAUUUAGUUGAAGAAGUUGGUGGUGAUGGUGAAGAUGAAGGUGAAUAAAUGAAUGAAGUUGAAGAAGAUGUAGAAAUCCGAAGUUGGAAUUCCUCUUUUGAUGGAAAUAGUGAGUGGUUGGAGGGGCUUGUUGAUGUCAAUGUUGGUUGUGAUAUAGAUGAUGAUAUACAUGCAGAUUUGGAGGGAAAUAUUCCAGUGGAAGUCCAAAGUGUGUCAAAUGACUUUAGUGGACCAUAUUCCAGUGGGAGUUCUGACAGCAUGUUUGAUGUUAAUGUAGAGGGUGGGAAUGAUAGAGGUUUGUCAGAUGAUGAGUGGGAAUCUGAACAAUUAAUUAGUGCAGCAGACAGUGAUGAAGACAAUACCGAUGUAGAGGGUUAUGGGAGUUUUGCAACAUUUGUUUUGCCAAAAAGUAUGGUUGACUUCAAGUGGGAAGUUGGGACAUAUUUUGCUGAAAAACAAGAUAUUUUGGAUGCUAUUAAAAGUUAUUCCUUGGAUAAUGGAAGAAAUAUUAAGUUUGUUAAGAAUAAUAAAGAAAGAAUGAGGUUCAAGUGUUUGGGUGCAAAAGGUAAAUGUCCAUGGAAGUUGUAUUGUGCUUAUAUGAAGGCAGUACAAACAUGGCAACUGAGAACUAUGCUGGACAACCAUACCUGCAACAGGGAGUUCAACCUUAAAUUAAUUGAUGCCAAGUGGUUGAGCAAGAAGUUAGAGAAAACAGUUAGAGAGAAUCCAACAGUUAAGGGUGUGGAUAUAAGGGAAAAAAUUCAAAGGAAAUGGAACAUUGGUAUUUCAAGGUGUAUGGCUUAUAGGGCCAAAAACAUAGCAACAAAGCAUAUUGAUGGGUCUUUCAAAGAACAAUAUAAAAGGUUAUAUGAUUAUGCCCAUGAGUUGGUUGCAUAAAAUCCAGGCUCAACAGUGAAAGUAAAGGUUGAGGAUGUAGGGGGUGAAGUCCUUUUCAAGAGAUUUUAUGUAUGUCUAAAGGGAUGCAAAGAUAGUUUUCUGUCAUGCAGGCCAAUUAUUGGUUUAGAUGGAGCAUUUUUGAAAGGUAAGUAUGGUGGUGAGUUAUUAACAGCUGUGGGUAGAGAUGGAAAUGAGCAGAUGUUGCCUAUUGCGUAUUGUGUUGUUGAAGUUGAGAACAAGGAUUCCUGGAGGUGGUUCUUGGAACUAUUGAUAGAUGACCUUGGAGGGGCUGAAAAAUGUUCUUCAUUUACCUUCGUAUCAGACCAACAAAAGGGUCUUCUUCCAGCAAUACAGGAAUUGCUUCCUAGAGUUGAGCAAAGGUUUUGUGUGAGGCAUUUGUAUGCCAACUUCAGGAAGAAAUACCCUAGCAAAAACCUCAAACGUUUAAUGUGGAGGGCAGCUACAGCCACACACCCACAAACCUGGGAGAUGGAAAUGAGAAACAUCAGAGGACUGAACGAAGAUGCUUAUAAGCAUUUGAUUGCCAUCCCUCCAAGGUAAUGGUCAAGAUCAAGGUUCACUUUAAGGGCUAAAUGUGACACCUUAGUUAACAAUAUGAGUGAGGGCUUCAACAGUGUCCUCCUAACUACCAGGAGUAAACCCAUUAUUACCUUGUUGGAGGAGAUACGACUGUACAUCAUGCAAAGAUGGGCCAAGAACAUGUCAAUGAUAUCAUCAUUUACUGGAUCCAUUUGUCCCAAGAUCCAAUCUAGAUUUAGAAAGGAAUCCCAGUUAACUAAAAGUUGGAUUCCUAGGUUGUCAAGCAACAAGCUAUUUGAAGUUCGUCACAUGUCCAACAGUGGAGAUAAGUUCGUAGUGAACAUAGAUGACUCCUCAUGCACAUGCAGAACUUGGAUGAUCACUGGAAUUUCCUGUUGUCA